Messenger RNA from Stylophora pistillata, 1446 nucleotides. Its product is annotated as tachykinin-like peptides receptor 86C. Gene Ontology annotation, biological process: G protein-coupled receptor signaling pathway. Gene Ontology annotation, cellular component: plasma membrane. Gene Ontology annotation, molecular function: neuropeptide Y receptor activity. NCBI's taxonomy places the organism in Eukaryota, Metazoa, Cnidaria, Anthozoa, Scleractinia, Pocilloporidae. The record is from RefSeq and is a predicted model, not a curated record.
CAAAGCAUUUACACAGCUGAACUUUCGAAAUCGUGUGUGAAGAAAAGGCAUUCUUUAGCAAUCACUUCGCUCGUUGAAAGCCCUUGUAAGUCGUAGAAAAAGGAUUUAAAGCCAGUCGGAAUGUUAAAUGACAUUUGGAAGGUUGUUCCUCUCUGAUAAGCGAUGAGUUCCGGAAAUAGUGAAACUAAUUUUACCAUCGACGGAAGAAUUGUCGACGGCGUUGCCUCUGAAAACAUCGUUUUCGCAACGAUUUACUCAAUCAUUGUGUUUUUUGGUGUGAUUGGCAACGGUGUUGUGAUCGCCAUCGUGUGUAAAACGCGAUCCAUGCAUACAACAACAAACUAUUUGCUGGUGAACUUAGCCCUGGCCGAUUUACUGUCACUGUUGUUCUGUCCGGGCUUUUAUGAUUUCUCUUUACAUAACGUAAGACUGAGUCAAACCAAUGGAGAUUUCAUUUGCAAGGUGUUUGCAGGAAAUGCAGUGCUCUCUGUCACUGUUCUAGAGUCUAUUUUCACAUUGAUGGUCAUAGCUGUGGAAAGGUACUUUUCUCUCGUGAAACCAUUUAACACAAAUGCAAGACUUGGUAAAGGAAACGUCCGUCAUGCAAUUGUCGCAACGUGGGUAUCAGCGUUGCUACUAUGUUUACCAGGAUUUUUAUCAAACGACUACGAUCCAGAGGCUAGAGCAUAUCCUUGUAAUCGACCAUGGACUCUCGAUCGACUCACGCCGUUUAAAAGGACGUAUAUAAUUGUAUUUUGCAGUCUGUUUAUUGUGAUGCCCACAGUUGUGACUCUGUUUUGUUACUGCUCUGUUUUCUAUGGAAUACACUUUAAGAAAAACAUCUGUUGUGAAAACUCCGCUGAAAGUGGGGAAGCGGAAAAAUCCAAGAAACACCUUUUAAAGUUACUCGUCUCUCUCGCUGUAGCUUUUGCUGUUUGUUGCAUGCCGUUUGCAGUGUUCUUUAUUUACGUCUCCCUUAUCUCAAAGAGUACACUUAAACAAAAUGACGACUCUCUUCACCUUGUACACCGAGUGGUUCGCUUUUUUCUUAUUCUCAACUCUUUUAUCAAUCCUCUCCUUUACGCAGCGCAAAGUUCUAACUACAGACAAGGACUGAGGAGAAUUAGCCGACGCUUUUUAAAAACACGUUCAAACAGAGUGGCAGAAAAUAAUCAAGAACAUUUAGAACUCGGCGAAUAGAGGAAAUUUCUUGCACUCGUAGAAGUAACCUGAGUUUAGAGUUUUUUGGUAAAUUCAUGCUGCUUUAGUAGUAAAAACCAUCGCAAAGAUAUGGAAGCUCAAUAUUGCUAUCUUUCGCACCCAAUUUCUUCAAUUAACAUUGAUAAAGACGAUGAAAUCUGAGGAUAUGCAUUGGUGAAGGGAACAAGGAAAAUCAAUUUUUCCCUCUCGAGGAAGUUGUUCGAAAAUACACAAAUGUGAAAGCUG